This is a messenger RNA of Haliotis rubra (blacklip abalone), 2058 nucleotides long. RefSeq lists its product as uncharacterized. The coding region runs from base 31 to 636 and encodes 201 amino acids. The transcript has 8 exons. The record is from RefSeq and is a predicted model, not a curated record. NCBI's taxonomy places the organism in Eukaryota, Metazoa, Mollusca, Gastropoda, Lepetellida, Haliotidae.
UUUGACAAGAUGGAAGAAUGAUGGCAGAAAAUGACAGCUAGCAGUCCCUACGAUAAGUUGAAUGUAGGCGAGGCCGCCGACUCGGACGAUGAGGAUAAGGUCAGGGUUUAUGGCGCAACGAGAGUUUCAGCUCCUUUACAAGGAGCCAAAAUUCGAGACUUGGACGAAGAAAAUAAAGAGGAAGAAGGCACAGAAAUUCCAUUACAACAUUUUCAGAUAUCUUCAACCUUUUCGUUCACAACAAAAUCCACUUAUAAGAAGUACCGAGAAAAAGUCUUUCAGACCAGGAGAACUCUUGCCAGGGGUGUGUCCACCCAUUCUCUUUCCACGUGGUCAAGUGAAACCAUUGUGUCCACUCGGUCAUUCUCAGACAGUGACAGUUGGCUGAGGCACCCAAAAGUCCGAGAGAAUUGGAGAGUGGUAUUGGGUUCAUUCGUUCUUACUACAAUUGGUUUAGUAUUGUUUUUUGUUGGCAUUGGAAUUUUAGCAUCACCACAAAGAGGUCUUCACUGUUUGGUAUUUUUCAUCAUCGGCCUGCUAUGUUUUAUACCUGGAGUGUAUCACCUGGUGUACAUAUACUUUGCUGUCCAAGGCCGCCCAGGCUUCAGUUUUUACAACCUGCCAGUACUGAAGUAGACAGCAUGGGUUAUACCAGACACUGACAGAGGAUGACGUUCAGUCCACAAGCAUCACCAUGUGACCAUCAUGUGACCACCAAGUGACCCCCAUGUGACCACCAUGUGACCACAAGCCCCACAUGGGUUUGUUGAUUGGUGAUUUCAGCCUUUAGAAUAACAUAGCAAUUACGUCAAUGUGAACUCUGUCAAAUUCCAAUGGAUGGUUGUUUCCAAUAUUGUAUUUAUUUUGCAGAUUACAUUGUUUCUAGUAUUUGUUUCCACUGUGUUAAUUUCAAAUGAAGUGACCAACAUUCAAAUGAUAAAUAUAUGUUUAAAAUUGCCAGUUUGAAUAAAUUUAACAUGAGUUUGCUUGUCCAAGACAAAAUUAUGCACAGAAUUGUCGAUUAGUAAAGUAUUGGCACAUAUUGAGGUAUCCUCGGCUAAGACUCAUAAUGUCUUCAACUAGAUCAUCAUUUAUUCAAUGAAUUUUGAUUCACUCAAUAUUUAGCAAGUCCUGGUAGAUGAAGGUCAAGGCUGUCAUUCCUAGCAUGCCCCAGUAACAGCCAUAAAUCACUGAUUUAUUUUGAGUGGUAUUCUAGAAGUUGGUGGUAUAGAGAUGACAAAACUUUAUGGAUGAAAAUAAAGAUGAUCCCCCAUCAAGUUUUGUCAUCUCUAUAGAUCUCUGUAUAUAUCUGUAUAUAUGUGGAUGACAGUUACUAGGAAUAUGUGUUUCCUUGCCCUGGGUUUACUUAUAGUUUUACCUAUUCUUACUGAGUUCUAUUAAAAAGCACAAAAAUACAAGAGUGUUAACACGACACUGAAUUUGACAUUGAAAAAUUCAUGAAUUUUUGAGAUAGCACCUCCAGGAAGGAGGGGCACAAUUCUGGUGUCCCCCACCGUGAUAUUGAUAAAAGUGGCUUAAAACUAUGCUCACUCACUCACUCUAGGCAGAAAAAAGUGCUUCCACACCAUGCCCUGUUAGAUGGGGCUCUGCUAUAAUAAAAGCUGAAAUUAUCGCAGCAAAUCUACAUCAUAUCACUGACAUGUCCAGAGUGUCUUGUAAGCAUCGAAAACCACAGACUGUUUUUUGACAAAACUUGUAGUGUGAAACGAGGUUAAAUUGUGCCAUGCAUGUAAGUGCUAUUAUUUGUCACUGAACAUACCUUCCCAAACAAGUGUUUUGUUAAAUAUAAGCCCAUGGGCUUAGAAACAUUUGAUCGUCAUUCCAUUUAUAUGCCCAUGGACUUAACCUAGCAAGGUCUGUGUGCAUUUCUGGCUUUUCAGUAUGGGGAACAUGCACUUGUCAAUGAGAUUGACUCAUGUCUACAAACCCAACAAUUGCUAUUCCUUCACCUGCUGAUUUUACUGUUAGUGAAACCCGUGAAGGUCUGGGUUAGAAUUGGUCUUCAGUAACACAUACUUGUUGUAAGAGACGACUAAC